AUUUGGGGGCGGAGCGUAGGGUGGGGAGGCCGUGGGGGGCCGUGUUAUUGCUCCGCUUUCUGGCUCCAGCUGCUUCCUUUCUUCGUCCCGGGCUUGGACCCUCAGCGCCGACAGGGAAACUGAGGCACGGAAGUUAAGUGAUUUGCAGACAGUCAUCACAUGACUUACAAUUAGCAGAUGGCAGCACAAUGUGUAACAAAGGUGGAGCUGACCAUCUCCUGCAACAAUCUCCUGGAUAAAGAUGUUGGUUCAAAGUCAGACCCCCUGUGUGUACUUCUCCAUAAUACAAGUGGACAGCAGUGGUAUGAGGUUAAUCGCACAGAAAGGGUUAAGAAUUCCUUGAACCCGAAGUUCGCCAAGAGGUUCCUAAUUGAUUACUACUUUGAACUGGUUCAGAAGUUUAAAUUUGGGAUUUAUGACAUUGACAACAAAACCAUUGAUCUAAGUGAUGAUGACUUCCUGGGAGAAUUCGAAUGCACUCUGGGACAAAUAGUCUCCAGCAAGACGCUGACAAGACCAUUACUGUUUAAAAAUGGUAAACCUGCAGGGAAAGGAAGCAUUACGAUUACAGCAGAAGAAGUAAAGGAUAAUAGAGUGGUCUUAUUCGAAAUAGAAGCAAGGAAACUAGACAAUAAGGAUUUUUUUGGAAAGUCAGACCCUUUUUUGGAGUUCCACAAGCAGACCUCGGAAGGGAACUGGGUGAUGGUUCACAGAACUGAGGUUAUAAAAAACAACUUGAAUCCUGUCUGGAAGCCCUUUAAAAUAUCCCUCAAUUCUCUGUGUUACAGUGAUAUGGAUAAAACAAUCAAGGUAGAGUGCUAUGAUUAUGACAGUGAUGGGUCUCAUGAUCUCAUUGGGAGUUUUCUAACCACAAUGUCAAAACUGAAGGAAGCUUCUCGAUCCUCACCGGCUGAAUUUGAAUGUGUCAAUGAGAAGAAGAGACAAAAGAAGAAAAGCUACAAAAAUUCUGGUGUCGUGAGUGUGAAACACUGUGAGAUUAUAGUGGAAUGCACAUUCCUUGAUUACAUCAUGGGAGGAUGUCAGCUGAAUUUCACUGUGGGGAUAGAUUUUACUGGCUCCAAUGGAGACCCUCGCUCACCAGACUCUCUACAUUUCAUCAGCCCUAAUGGGGUUAAUGAAUACCUGACAGCCAUUUGGUCUGUAGGAAUGGUCAUUCAGGAUUAUGAUGCAGAUAAAAUGUUUCCAGCCUUUGGAUUUGGUGCACAAAUUCCACCUUCCUUUCAGGUAUCUCAUGAGUUUCCGUUAAACUUUAACCCAUCAAAUCCAUUCUGCACUGGAAUCCAAGGCAUUAUUGAUGCAUACCGGGCCUGCCUUCCUCAAAUAAAAUUAUAUGGGCCAACCAAUUUUUCUCCAAUAAUAAACCAUGUGGCUAAAUUUGCUGGUGCAGCUGCACAGCAACAGACAGCAUCACAAUAUUUUGUGCUCCUGAUCAUCACGGAUGGUGUGAUAACAGACCUUGAUGCAACCAGAUCUGCCAUAGUUAAUGCCGCAAAGCUUCCCAUGUCCAUUAUCAUUGUUGGCGUUGGAGGAGCUGAUUUCAGUGCCAUGGAGUUUCUUGAUGGUGACAAUGGAAGUCUCAGGUCCCCGACUGGAGAGCCAGCUAUUAGAGACAUUGUACAGUUUGUGCCAUUUAGGCAGUUCCAAAGUGCUCCCAAAGAAGCUCUGUCUCAGUGUGUCCUGGCAGAAGUGCCUCAGCAAGUGGUAAACUACUUCAGCACAUACAAACUGCAGCCUCCCAAGAAUCCUGCCGCAAAGUGAGAGAACUGAGUGGGAGAGGCGAGUGAGGCUAACCCAGUUGGGAUUCCUGCAACUCCCGCAUGUCAAUGGAUUUGCGUCUUGAGACUUUUUUUUUGUACAUUGAUUCAUACAUGUUAAUGUCCAUUUGCUUUUGCAUGGAAACGUACUUUGCCAGUUUUUUUUACUUGAGACAAAGAUGUAUCCCAGUUUAAUACUCAUGUUGAUUAUGAUAAAGGCUCCAGCUGGGCAAAUUUGGUAGAAAAUAACAUUUCAAGAAGUAAGCUGAAUAUGAAAAUCAUGAAUAAACUGUGCCAAGUUGUUGGGUGUGGUGCUGCUGCUUUGUGCAGCAGGGCUGGUGUAAUAAGGUCAUCAAGCUGGCUGAACUGCUCCAGGGAGAAUCACCCCAAUGUGACAUGGUUCUUCAGUAUUGUAGAGCUGAUGUAGCAGAGGUGGGCAAACUUUUUGGCCCGAGGGCCAUAUUGGGGUUGCAAAACUGUAUGGAGGGCUGGGUAGGGAAGGCUGUGCCUCCCCAAACAGCCUGGCUGCCACCCCCUAUCUGCCCC
This is a messenger RNA of Mauremys reevesii (Reeves's turtle), 2321 nucleotides long. It is a transcript of the gene CPNE3, whose product is annotated as copine 3. Gene Ontology annotation, biological process: ERBB2 signaling pathway; cellular response to calcium ion. Bases 178 to 1779 code for a protein of 533 amino acids. NCBI's taxonomy places the organism in Eukaryota, Metazoa, Chordata, Testudines, Geoemydidae. The record is from RefSeq and is a predicted model, not a curated record. The transcript is spliced from 17 exons. Gene Ontology annotation, cellular component: plasma membrane. Gene Ontology annotation, molecular function: receptor tyrosine kinase binding; calcium-dependent phospholipid binding.